CGGAGAAUUAAUGGAGACACAUCCAGAUAGGAAUCAGAAGGGUAACCCAAGAAAAUAUUCCUCAGACUUUCAGAAUAAUAAUGAUAGAAAAUUUAAAGGAAAAUAUUUCAAUUCUAAUCAAAAUAGCCAAUUUGUUCAUAAAAAUGAAGGAAGAAAGUUUAAUUAUAACACUGAUAGAGGCACAGUACAAGAUGCAAGACGCAAUUAUUCUACCAAGAGAUUUCACCCCAAUCAGCACGGAGGUGACAAAGGCCAUUACUUCCAUAAGAGUAACUCCAGAGGAGGCUAUGACCACUUUAGCUCAAGAAAUCACCGGAAGAGACCCUACCACUCUCGUCACCAUCAUAAACAUGACCGGAAGUUUUACAAGCCAAAGCCCAAUCAUAAGUUUAACUUCCACUCCAAGCCGUUCGACCACAAGAACGACAGACAACACGGCUUCAAGGCACCCAGAAAGCUAACGAUCCAAGAACAAAAGAAGAGACACCUCAAGAACCUCAGAAAAGCCGCUGCUGAAGUCAGUCUCAAAGACCCAGCAGCCUUCGUGUACAAGCCUGGAAUGAUCGGACUGCUGAGACCAGAUACUCCACGGAACACAAACGAGUUCUUGAUCAACGACCACAUGAAGAACCACCCCAGACAAGACCCACUUGCUGAACUCAACACUAAGGGCGAGCGAGACUGCUACUCCAUGAUCAACCCAGAGUCGAAGAUGAGCCAGUUCGUCAGAGAAAACGGAGUGCGGACGCCAGAGCCCAGGUGUUCGCCGUUGAGCACACCCUACAAUCCCCAUAUGUGAGGUCCCAGCCACUUCAGCGACAUUGACGACUACUACGAGCAAUUCGAGCAGGUCAGCGGAACCAUGGAGCGUCUGGUCAACCACGAAACAGUCGGCAUGUUCGACACUUCAGACCCUCCAGCACCCAGCCUUGAGACUGGCGACCAGAAGAGAGCUAUCAUCUGACAUGAAGAAGAAAAGGGCCUCGAUCUUAGAGAACCCUAUGAAGACCAAGGGGACCAUGACGACCAUGAAGACAAGCACCUGUGUGAAUGAGGCUACCAGAAGUUGUAUGAAGAGUCUGUGCAGCGGAUCAGAGUGCUCGAGAGGAUGCUUAGGUUCAGCAACGAAGCAGUUGAAAGACUCAGGAAAACCCACAACAACGAAUAAGCACAUAAAUGGAUGAAGGUGAGGACCAGUUCAAGUUUGCUUGGAGCCGUGGCAGAUCUCAUAAUUUUGAAUCAGAAAAUUUUCAACUUCUUCAUCAUCUAUUUAACCAUUUUCUACAAUAC
Messenger RNA from Moneuplotes crassus, 1290 nucleotides. The record is from the annotation of a GenBank genome assembly. NCBI's taxonomy places the organism in Eukaryota, Ciliophora, Spirotrichea, Euplotida, Euplotidae.